GCACACCAGUGCAACCAACACUUCCUAGGCGGCUACGGUCGGCAGUCUCGAAGGGAGGAUUCCCUAUACCGUACCGGUACUUGUCACUCCCACGGCCACGUUCAGAAUUGCAACGCUAACUUACUUUUUCCAAAGGAAAGGAAGAAGAGGAUGAGACUGAAACAUUUGAAGAUGAUCACUUAAAUUCUCUUUUGAAUUUCCCUCCAGAUGUACAACAAGCAAUUGAACAGGUCCUCCCAUCUUCAGACCCAUUGGAUAGACCUGAUUUCAAUGCUGUGGAUUACAUAAAUAAUCUCUUUCCUACAGAACAAUCACUUGCCAACAUAGAUGAGGUAGUAAAUCGUAUGAGGCUCAAGAUACGCCGGCUUGAUGAUGAGAUCAGAGCAGUUGUCCGAGGACAAACAACUGCAGGCCAGGAUGGAAGAGAAGCUCUCAAGGAAGCACAGAAAGCUAUUCAAGAACUCUUCAAAAGAAUAAAAGAUAUCAAAGAAAAGGCUGACAAAUCAGAACAGAUGGUGAAAGAAAUAACCAGAGACAUCAAGCAGCUUGAUCAUGCCAAACGUCACCUGACUUCAUCUAUUACAACCCUUAAUCAUCUUCACAUGCUUGUCGGAGGUGUGGAUUCGCUGGAGAGCAUGACAAGAAGACGACAGUAUGGUGAAGUAGCAAAUCUUCUGCAAGGAGUUGUCAAUGUGAUGGAACAUUUCCAGAAAUACAUGAGUAUAUCUCAGAUCAGACAACUAGCUGACAAAGUUCGCAAAAUUCAGUCUGAAUUAGGUGUUCAGAUUCUAGCAGAUUUUGAAGAAUCCUUUGCCAACCAAGGAAGUAGGCCGAUAGGAAAUAUGCGAGAACUUGCAGAGGCUUGUUUAGUAGUCAGGGUUCUUGAUCCCAAAGUCAAGAAGGAUUUGAUGAAAUGGUUUGUGACACUCCAACUUCAGGAGUACAUGGUGCUCUUCCAGGAGAGCCAGGAUGUAGCUUGGUUGGAUAAGAUUGAUCGUCGUUAUGCUUGGCUCAAGAGGGCACUAGUUGAAUUUGAAGAGAAGUAUGGUCCUAUGUUCCCUCGUGAUUGGGAGGUCAGUGAAAGGAUAUGUGUAGAAUUCUGCAAUGUCACAAGAACUGAGCUUGGUAAGAUAAUGCAGAAGCGAGAAUCUGAGAUAGAUGUCAAGUUAUUACUCUUUGCCAUCCAACGUACGACUAACUUUGAGACCAUCAUUGCUAAACGGUUUAGUGGUAUCACCUUACAACCUGCGGGUGAGUCAUCAGAAAACAUCAUGGUGACAGAAAAACCGGUAUCAACAAAUCCAUUCGAGAUGGAUGAUGAACCAGUUGAAGUAAAGAAAUUAACCAAACCCAAGUUAUCAUCAUUCCAAGGCAUCAUCAGUCAAUGUUUUGAACCACAUCUACAUAUCUACAUCCAAUCACAAGAUAGGAAUCUAUCUGACUUGAUCAACCGAUUUGUAGAGGACUUCAAGACGCAGGGUCCUCCUCGUAUUGAAUCUGAAGAGAGCGGUGCUGUGCUGCCCUCGUGUGCUGAUCUGUUUGUAUACUAUAAGAAAUGUAUGGUACAAUGCUCUCAGCUUAGUACGGGUACACCACUAUUGGACUUAACUCAAACUUUCCAGAAGUAUCUGAGAGUGUUCGCCAACAGACUUCUCACAAACAAUCUACCAAAGUCACAAACUACAACUCCAGCUGGUGGUUUAAACAUCUCAGCCCUUCUCAAAGAAGGUUUGAAAGAAUCUUCAUCUUCUGAUGUACCAAAGUUUACUCCUGAAGAACAGUACUUGGUUUGUAGUAUAUUAUGCACAGCAGAAUACUGUCUGGAUACUACCCAACAGCUUGAAGAGAAAUUAAAGGAAAAGAUCAACCCAUCAAUGUCUGACAGGAUAGACCUCAAUGGAGAAAUGGAUGUCUUUCACAAUGUUAUAUCAAACUGUAUUCAGUUGUUAGUGCAAGAUCUGGAGACUGCAUGUGAUCCCGCUUUAACAGCCAUGAAUAAGGUGAACUGGUCAUCAGUAGAGACAGUAGGUGAUCAGAGUGGUUAUGUAACAGCUAUUACAACACAUAUCAAACAAGCAUUACCAGUCAUACGGGAUAACCUAGCAUCAGCUAGAAAAUACUUCACUCAAUUCUGCAUCAAAUUUGCCAAUUCUUUCAUUCCACGAUUCAUCAGUCAUAUCUAUAAAUGUAAACCGAUCAGUACAGUUGGUGCAGAACAGCUUCUUCUUGACACGCAUUCCCUAAAGACAGUGCUCUUAGAUCUACCUUCCAUUGGAUCACAAGUCACUAGGAAAGCACCUGCAAGCUAUACCAAGAUUGUAGUGAAAGGUAUGACCAAAGCAGAGAUGAUCCUUAAGGUUGUAAUGUCACCUCAAGACCCUGCUGAAGCUUUCGUUGAUAACUACAUCAAACUUAUUGCUGAUACAGACACCUCAAACUUUCAGAAACUUCUAGAAAUGAAGGGUCUGAAGAGAAGUGACCAGAAUGCCAUGUUAGAUAUCUUCAAGGCACGUUUAUCAUCAACUAGUCAUCCUGGGGAGAAUGUAGUGGUUGUUACAUCAUCACAAGAACAACAAGAUCUUAGUCGGAUACGAAGACUGGAGAAAAUCAUUAAAAGAAAGCUGUAGUCUUUCAGAACUGUCUUUGUCAUCGAGCCAGCCUAAAUGGAUCUUGAGCUCUGGAGUCACAGGAACUCAGUAGGAUACCAGGACUAGAGGAAAUUGUAAAGGAGAACAGUAAUUCCUGAGAACUUUUUCUGCUACUAAUCAUGGGAUUGGAGUAUGUUUUAAUAUCUUAAAGAAGUUAUCCAUCCAAAAAUACAGAUGCUUCAUUUCAGAAUGCCCAUGUUGCCAUCUAGCCCAGCUGAUUGGAAUUAAAUGUCCUCAAAAGCAACUGGGUCCAAGUAGACUGUCAGCCUGACAGUUAGAACUGCUCGAAGGUUCUUAACGGGCGGUAUUAUUUAUGAUUCCAAAAUUUUCUUUCUAUCUAAACUAAUAAUUUCAUUUAGUUUGAAUCACGUAUAUAUAUAUUUUUUAGAUUUCCAACUAUUUAGUUUAUCCAGACAGAAUCUCCUAAUAUUCUAUGUUAUGCCCUCCUCUAUUAAUUUUGUUUCUGUCUGUCUGUCUGUCUCUCACCUCUGUCCUUUCUCUCCCUUUACCCUUGAUAUCUCUCACUCUCUCCUUCUUUCUUACUCCUCUUGUAAUUUGUUUUGUUUUGUUAUUUCCUAUGUUGUAGUUUAACAUAGAAUCAUAUGAUGUGUAUUGGUAAUAAAUCACAUAUCUUGUUUCGUUUAUCUGGAUAUAAAAUAUUAACAUAGUGAAAAUGGGGUAAAGUGCAAAUGUGCCAUUAAAUAUUGAAACUGAGUCAGAGAGAUAGCUCGCUGACUUCAUGAAUUUUAUUGAUCAAUAUUGAUUGUGAUGAUGAAAUGAAAAGUACUACCAUCAUGUGAUAUAAUUCAUAUGAAAAUAGGUCACAUGAUUUGUUAUAUGUAUAUGGUAAAUCUUGUGAUAUUACACUUCAAGAUUGCCAUCCUGAUACUAGCGCCCACUAGUUAGGUACUUACAGAAUAAGUAUUCCCUGCUUCCCUUCACCAACUAAAUGGAUUUGUAUUUCUAUGGGUUGUUAUCUUACAAUACAUGUAUGCAUAAUGCCUAUUAUUUGAAUAUAGAUGUUGGUAUUGUAUAAAUAAUCUUUAACAAAAUCCUGUUUGUAUUUAUGCAUAUUCCCCAGCAAGUACACGUAUGUUCUUAACCCUCAUCCAUAUGGGCCAACUUACUGUACAUUCAUAAGAUGUAUCAAUUAUAUGUGAUAAUGCAGAUGCAGCUGUCUGUAACUGCAUAUGAUGGUCAUAUUGGAGCUUUCAGGUGCAGUGAAUGAAUAUAUUUAUCUUAUAUUGAAAUAACAUAUCAAUAUCACAGUAUUCAGAUGUAAAAAGGGCAUAUACUUAUGACUGUUGAUACAAGAACUCUCAUCUGAAUACAGGGAAAGAUUAUUCCUUAAGUGAGUUAUACAGUGUGUCUUAGAAUAAAUGAAUCUGAGAUGAUGAUUUAUCCUAACUUAAUCACAAUUAUAAUAGAAUAAUGACCUAUCAUUGUAAAGCUUAGAGUUUCUUCUGUGUGGUAUACCUAAGAUUGUUAUUCAUUCAUGCAUGAGUGAGCUAAAAAAAAAUUGAAGAAAAGAUAUCAAAAAGUCACUUGAUGUACAAUAUCUGAAUUUAAAAAAAAAUCAAAUCUCAAUGUCCAAUAUCUGCUCUUUGAUUUGAUACAACAAUCAAAGGAAAUAUCCAAAGAAUAACAAAGAUCUGGUUUUUUUUAUUAAUACCUGCAUUUCAGUAAUUUCAUUAAUCAGAUGUUUUUUGCCUACCGUACCUAUCACUUUGUUAACAAAAGACUUUGUAUGCAUGGCUGAUCCUUAAUAAAACGGAGUGUUGAGUAUGUCUGACAGCUAGCCUGUAAAAUGUAUUCACUUACCAAAUUUAUUGAAAUUAGUUAUAGAGCAUCAAUAAUUCUCAGCUUUGUUUUCUUGGAUGCACUAUACACAGCUACCAAUAAGUAAGUUUUUGCUAUAUUUGGUUUGGUAUGUUUUUUGCAACCAAAUUAUGGCAUUAAAUUACAAUUUUUCUUCAUGAAAUAUGAUUUUUUUCUUUUUUUUUUUCUUCAAAAAUCACAUUUUAUUCAGAAAAAUCAUCUCUAUAUGUACAGGUAAUUGGAUGAAUUACCUUUCAACUUUCAAGUAACAAAUUUUUUCCCAAUCAAAGCAAGGUGGAGCAAUAUCUUUAAUUUAUCUCUUCACUGAUAGACCCAUCGGGUCAAUUAUACAACUUCUGCAAACUAAGAAUGUAUAUGGGUUUUCUCAGCUCCUUUAUAAUCAUGCUACUUAUGACUAAAGCCUGUUUCCACGCCAAUUGUCCAAUAAUAUGAUAUACAUUAUUGAUAAUAGAAUGAUACAAAGUGGUCCUCUGGUGAGAUUAUGCAUAAGCAAAUAUGAUAGAUAAUCUAUUCCAUUAUCAAAUUCAUAUUCUCUGAUGCCGCUUUCAGUAACUCCCUGGUCCAGACCAGCUCCAGGCCAAGUCGUAAGAUUUUUAGUUUAUGAAUGCCACAUGUUAAAAUAGCUUGUCCUAGACCAGUGCUAUCUGGACGCUGCCAUUAGCAGCACCAGACCAGCGCCAUCCAUAAUGUGCCCGAGUAUUUGAAUGGGUGAUCGUAAAAGUAGCACCACUCUGCUAUGUAGUUACUGAACGUUUGUGGUGCGGACUAUUUUAGUGCGAGCCUGGUGCAGACCAAAAAAUGAUGAGUUACUGAAAACGGUAUAAGAUCUGUCAUUGUCUGGGAAGCGUUUCACAGGUUUUCAGAUCUCAAGAAACUCUUAUGUUAUUAUAAUGUAUAAACAGUUUUUGUCUCGCCUGCAUAGCAGAGCGAGACUAUAGGCGCCGCUUUUCCGACGGCGGCGGCGUCAACAUCAAAUCUUAACCUAAGGUUAAGUUUUUGAAAUGACAUCAUAACUUAGAAAGUAUAUAGACCUAGUUCAUGAAACUUGGACAUAAGGUUAAUCAAGUAUUACUGAACAUCCUGCCUGAGUUUCAGGUCACAUGACUAAGGUCAAAGGUCAUUUAGGGUCAAUGAACUUAGACCAUGUUGGGAGAAUUAUUUUCAAAAUCUUAACAGAAGGUUAAGUUUUUGAAAUGACAUCAUAACUUAAAAAGUAUAUGGACCUAGUUCAUGAAACUUGGGCAUAAGGUUAAUCAAGUAUUAGUGAACAUCCUGCACCAGUUUCAGGUCACAUGACCAAGGUUAAAGGUCAUUUAGGGUCAAUGAACUUUGGUCAAGUUGGGGGUAUUUUUUGAAUUACUAUCAUAACUGAAGUUUAUGGAUCUAUUUCAUAAAACUUGGGAUAUAAGAGUAAUCAAGUAUCACUGAACAUCCCCUGUGAGUUUCAGGUCACAAAACCAAGGUCAAAGGUCAGUUAAGGUCAAUAAACGUAGGCUAUGUUGGGGUAAUUGUUGAAUUGCCAUCAUAACUUUGAAAGUUUAUGGAUAGAGUGAAUGAAAUGUGGACAUGGGUAAAGUUGACAAGUCUUAAGUCACCGUUCAAAUGUCAUCUAUGGUCAAUGAACGUGGUAUUAUGUCAUUAUAUGAAUGGUGUUUUUGUGAAUGAUUAUUUUAUAGUAGUUUUCAAAGUUAGCACUGCUGCUAUAUUAAAUCGCGUAAUGCAGGCGAGACUGCCAGAGGCGUUCCACUUGUUUGAUAUAUCAAUGUAUGCCCAUUCAUUGUUCCAAAAUUAAUUAUGCUCAUGUGUAUAGUUAGGAAAAAAAUGUGUAUAGUUAUGAAAGCAUUCAAGUAAAGUAUAUCGCAAAGAUCACA
Messenger RNA from Lytechinus pictus (painted urchin), 6358 nucleotides. RefSeq names its product vacuolar protein sorting-associated protein 53 homolog. Gene Ontology annotation, biological process: retrograde transport, endosome to Golgi. The coding region runs from base 345 to 2627 and encodes 760 amino acids. The transcript has 20 exons. Gene Ontology annotation, cellular component: GARP complex. NCBI's taxonomy places the organism in Eukaryota, Metazoa, Echinodermata, Echinoidea, Temnopleuroida, Toxopneustidae. The record is from RefSeq and is a predicted model, not a curated record.